Messenger RNA from Cercocebus atys (sooty mangabey), 3605 nucleotides. RefSeq names its product diaphanous-related formin 3 (gene DIAPH3). Lineage: Eukaryota; Metazoa; Chordata; Mammalia; Primates; Cercopithecidae. The transcript is spliced from 23 exons. Gene Ontology annotation, molecular function: microtubule binding; actin binding; small GTPase binding. The record is from RefSeq and is a predicted model, not a curated record. Gene Ontology annotation, cellular component: cytoplasm; actin filament. Gene Ontology annotation, biological process: actin cytoskeleton organization; actin filament polymerization. The coding region runs from base 217 to 3120 and encodes 967 amino acids.
AUUGAUCCGGCGGCGCGGGAUUGGCCAGUCCGGGCCAACACGGGUGGCGGGAGUUUUCAGAUGUGUUGGCUGCGGCCCCGACUUCAGCGGUUGGGCUAGGCUGUGCUGACUGGGUGACGGACCCCGGGAGACAAACCCGUUGCCGAUCCCUCAGCUCCCCACUUGCAGCUUGCUGAGUGACCACCUUCUUUCCGGUCCCCAGAGCUGCGGGGAAAGAUGGAACGGCACCGGCCGCGGCUGCACUACCCUACCCAAGGCUCAGCCGCUGGGACUCCCUACCCUUCCUCAGCCUCACUCCGCGGCUGCCGGGAAAGCAAGAUGCCGGGCAGGAAGGGCCCCCAACGCCCUCCACCGCCCGGUGGCCCCGAGGAGCCUGGGGAGAAGCGCCCCAAAUUUCAUUUAAAUAUUAGGACACUGACGGAUGAUAUGCUGGACAAAUUUGCCAGCCUAAGAAUUCCAGGGAGCAAGAAAGAGAGACCUCCACUUCCCAACCUGAAGAUGACAUUUGCAAGCAGUGAUUGCUCAGCGGCACCUUUAGAGAUGAUGGAGAACUUUCCAAAGCCAUUGUCAGAGAGUGAACUCUUAGAACUUUUUGAAAAAAUGAUGGAAGAUAUGAAUUUAAAUGAAGAUAAAAAGGCACCAUUGCGGGAAAAGGACUUCAGUAUCAAAAAAGAAAUGGUGAUGCAGUACAUUAAUACUGCUUCUAAGACAGGGAGUCUUAAGAGAAGCCGACAGAUCUCACCUCAGGAAUUCAUUCAUGAGCUGAAAAUGGGGUCUGCAGAUGAGAGACUUGUCACAUGCCUGGAGUCUCUCCGAGUGUCUUUGACCAGCAAUCCUGUGAGUUGGGUGGAAAACUUUGGACAUGAGGGGCUUGGAUUAUUACUAGACAUUUUGGAAAAACUGAUUAGUGGAAAAAUCCAAGAAAAAGUUGUAAAGAAAAAUCAACAUAAAGUCAUACAGUGUCUAAAAGCCCUGAUGAAUACGCAGUAUGGCUUGGAAAGAAUUAUGAGUGAGGAGAGGAGUCUUUCCUUAUUGGCCAAAGCCAUGGAUCCCAGACACCCCAAUAUGAUGACAGAUGUGGUUAAACUUCUCUCUGCGGUAUGCAUUGUAGGGGAGGAAAGCAUCCUUGAAGAAGUUUUAGAAGCUUUAACUUCAGCUGGUGAAGAAAAAAAAAUUGACAGAUUUUUUUGUAUUGUGGAAGGCCUCCGGCACAAUUCAGUUCAACUGCAAGUAGCUUGUAUGCAGCUCAUCAAUGCCCUGGUUACAUCUCCUGAUGAUUUGGACUUUAGGCUUCACAUCAGAAAUGAAUUUAUGCGUUGUGGAUUGAAAGAGAUAUUGCCAAAUUUAAAAUGCAUUAAGAAUGAUGGCCUGGAUAUCCAACUUAAAGUCUUUGAUGAGCAUAAAGAGGAAGAUUUGAUUGAGUUAUCCCAUCGCCUCGAAGAUAUUAGAGCUGAACUUGAUGAAGCAUAUGAUGUUUACAACAUGGUGUGGAGCACGGUUAAAGAAACUAGAGCAGAGGGAUAUUUUAUUUCUAUUCUUCAGCAUCUUUUGCUGAUUCGAAAUGAUUAUUUUAUAAGGCAACAGUACUUCAAAUUAAUUGAUGAGUGUGUAUCCCAGAUUGUAUUGCAUAGAGAUGGAAUGGAUCCAGAUUUCACAUAUCGAAAAAGACUAGAUUUAGAUUUAACCGAGUUUGUAGACGUUUGCGUAGAUCAAGCAAAACUAGAAGAGUUUGAAGAGAAAGCAUCAGAACUUUAUAAGAAAUUUGAAAAAGAGUUUACCGACCACCAAGAAACUCAGACUGAAUUGCAGAAAAAAGAGGCAAAGAUUAAUGAGCUUCAAACAGAGCUACAAGCUUUUAAAUCUCAGUUUGGUGCCUUACCAGCUGAUUGUAAUAUUCCUUUGCCUCCCUCUAAAGAAGGUGGAACUGGCCACUCAGCACUUCCUCCUCCGCCUCCACUGCCUUCUGGUGGAGGGGUGCCGCCUCCACCCCCUCCCCCACCACCUCCUCCACUUCCAGGAAUGCGGAUGCCAUUCGGUGGUCCUGUGCCUCCACCACCUCCCCUGGGAUUCCUUGGAGGACAAAAUUCUCCUCCUCUACCAACCCUGCCAUUUGGGUUGAAACCAAAGAAAGAAUUUAAACCUGAAAUUAGCAUGAGAAGAUUGAAUUGGUUAAAGAUCAGACCUCAUGAAAUGACUGAAAACUGUUUCUGGAUAAAAGUAAAUGAAAAUAAGUAUGAAAAUGUGGAUUUGCUUUGUAAACUUGAGAAUACAUUUUGUUGCCAACAAAAAGGAUCACAAAAUUAUGGGCAGGCCGUCAUCAAAUAUAGAAAGAGAAGAGAAGAGGAAGAUACUGAAGAGAAGAAAUCAAUUAAGAAAAAAAUUAAAGAACUUAAGUUUCUAGAUUCUAAAAUUGCCCAGAACCUUUCAAUCUUCCUGAGCUCUUUUCGGGUGCCAUAUGAGGAAAUCAGAAUGAUGAUAUUGGAGGUAGAUGAAACACGGUUGGCAGAGUCUAUGAUUCAGAACUUAAUAAAGCAUCUUCCUGAUCAAGAGCAAUUAAAUUCAUUGUCUCAGUUCAAGAGUGAAUAUAACAACUUAUGUGAACCUGAGCAGUUUGCUGUCGUGAUGAGCAAUGUGAAGAGACUACGGCCACGGCUCAGUGCUAUUCUCUUUAAGCUUCAGUUUGAAGAGCAGGUGAACAACAUCAAACCUGACAUCAUGGCUGUCAGUACUGCCUGCGAAGAGAUAAAGAAGAGCAAAAGCUUUAGCAAGUUGCUGGAACUUGUAUUGCUAAUGGGAAACUACAUGAAUGCUGGCUCCCGGAAUGCUCAAACCUUCGGAUUUAACCUUAGCUCUCUCUGUAAACUAAAGGACACAAAGUCAGCAGAUCAGAAAACAACGCUACUUCAUUUCCUGGUGGAAGUAUGUGAAGAGAAGUACCCUGAUAUACUGAAUUUUGUGGGUGAUUUGGAACCUUUAGACAAAGCUAGUAAAGGUUUGUGCCUUUUUAAGAAACAUUUCAUGGCUCUGGUCUUCAGUGCUAAAAGACUGAAAAUUAUACCUUUUAUUUGUAUAUACUUUCCACUUUAUCACAGUGUUUUCAUACCCAGUAUCUCAUUUUAAAAAUAGAGAGUUGUAGAAUAUUGUGAGUUGUAAUGAAUGCAGGUAUGAGUUUAAUUUGUUUAGUUAGAUGAUGAGGCCUUAUAUUAUAAAUUACUUUGUUUUGCAGUUUAAACCUUAUGGAUACCUGCUAGCCCUACCUUCUACUGCUAAAUCUCCACUUUGGCCAGGGCGAUGCUCUCUUGAUUCAAUGUCAUUCAUAGGCACUGAUAGCUUAUUAUGUACCUGAGACCAGAACCAGCUAUCAGUGUCCCCACUUGCCUGAGUACCGAGUCUAUCUCUGCCCAACUUGUUGGUGCUCUCUUUUUUUGUUAUAGAAGACACCAUACCUGCCAGAGUUUCAUUUUCACCCUCGGCCUGUCUUGAUUUGUAAGACAAAAAAUAAUGCCCAAAUUUCUAACCUGAUUCUAGUCUCAAUUGUGGGCUUAGAUCAGGCCAUAAAGGGUCAUAGAACAGAUAGACCUAUUAUUAAUACUUGGUUAUAAUAU